AUAUGACAAUUGAAGUUACAGAGGCUGUUCCCUUUGACUUGUGCUAUAUCUUCCCUGAAUAAAGUUCAAGUGAUGCCCCCCUAGUCUCCACGUUCCAUUCUUCAAUACCCUUUGUACCUUUCCUAAGACUCUCACUGCAGAAACCAAGGAGUGUGUGUGAGUUAGAGACUAAGACCGAAGAGAUGGGUAGAGCUCCUUGCUGUGACAAGGCCAAUGUAAAGAAAGGACCAUGGUCACCUGAAGAAGAUGCAAAGCUGAAGGAUUACAUAGAGCAACAUGGCACUGGCGGGAACUGGAUUGCUCUACCACAAAAAGUUGGUUUGAAAAGAUGUGGCAAGAGCUGUAGACUAAGAUGGCUUAAUUAUCUAAGACCGAACAUUAAGCAUGGCCAGUUUUCUGAUGCUGAAGAUAAAAUAAUCUGCAACCUCUUUGCUAGCAUUGGAAGCAGGUGGUCCAUAAUAGCAUCACAGUUACCAGGCAGAACUGACAAUGAUAUCAAGAACUAUUGGAAUACCAAGCUUAAGAAGAAAAUGAUGGCAAUGAAUCCUUCACCACAGAGGAAACCUGAACAAGUUAGCCUUUUAUCUAUCCUUCAAAGUUCGACAUCGUCUUUACCAUUAUCGUUCAGAGAUAGCAACAACUCAUACUACAACCCUCAUGGAUCUUUCACAGGAUCAGGGUCCUUUUCCUAUUCAUCAAGUCUUUUGAGUGGAAAUUCUUAUGCUUCUGCUGGUUCCAUUUUUCAAGCACAAGAAAGUUUCAUGGACACCACUCAAAAGUGCCGAUAUAAAGAUAGCAAUAGCAUAUAUGUGUUUGGGGGUGAGGCUACCAGUUGUAGCUCUUCAGAUGGUAGCUGCAACAACCAGAUAAGUCAUGUCAUGGAACCAGAGUUUGGAUAUGGAGAAGGGAGUGGUGAUGCAACUUUUGUUGGGGUUAAUAAUAGCUUCUAUAGUGGGGUGGAAGAUAUUCAGAAGUUGAUGUUCUCCAAUGUUGGUAGUGUUAGUGGGUACACAGAAAAACAAAAUGGAUUGUGGGGUGAGAAUCAAUUGGAUUAUGGUCUUGAGGAAAUUAAACAGUUAAUUAGUACUAAUAACAGUGGCAGCAACUUUUUGUUUGAUGAGAAGAAGACAGAGGAAAGGGUAAUGUACUACUGAUGCUGACUGUGGUUAAGAUUAAAGGGUGAAGGGUAAAAAAGGGAUAGGUAGAAGAUUUCAGAGUUGGACUUGGUUGGUGUUUUGUGGGAUGGGCUUUUAGUCUUUGUAUAGAGCCACUUUCUUUGUUUGAAAGUACAUUGUAAAAGUUUCCUUUUG
Messenger RNA from Abrus precatorius (Indian licorice), 1310 nucleotides. RefSeq names its product transcription factor RAX2-like. The transcript has 3 exons. The record is from RefSeq and is a predicted model, not a curated record. NCBI's taxonomy places the organism in Eukaryota, Viridiplantae, Streptophyta, Magnoliopsida, Fabales, Fabaceae. Bases 183 to 1154 code for a protein of 323 amino acids.